AUGGCGGGACAAAGUGAAUAUCCAGAUAUUUUGUUUGAUUUUAGUGAAGAUGAGUUGGUUACCAACCAAUAUACAAUCCAUACAACAGAUCAUACUGGCUCAUCAAGUCACACCUCAUUAUGUAUUGGGAUGUCUUUUGACACAAAAGAGUCCACAGUGUCAUAUAUCAAGCAAUACCACAUCGACAAUGGUUACAGAUUUGUGGUUGUUGAGAACAAAUCUGAAAAAUUUAUAUGUCGAUGUGUCAACCACAAAAAAGGCUGCUCGUGGCGUUUACGGGCUGCUUAUAGCAAGCGGAGUAUGAAUUGGGAGAUUAGAAAGAUUGACGAAAUCCACACUUGUUUGUCAACCAUGCAAUCUGCAGAUCAUGUCAAUCUUGAUUCCAACCAAAUUGGUUCUAUUGUGAUGAACUCUGUAAAGGAAAAUCCUUCCAUACCUAUCAAAAGUUUAGUAGUUGAAAUCAAGAAUCGUUUCGGAUAUUCAGUUUCAUAUGACAAAGCUUGGAAUGGUAAGCAAAAAGCGUUUGCUAAGGAGUUUGGAGAUUGGGAAGAGUCUUACAAUGAACUUCCCAGGUGGUAUCAAGCUGUACAAGAAAGCAAUCCCGGCACAAUAAUUCAAUGCACUGGAUCUCCUAGACUUGUUAGUGGCCAACCUGACCCUUCUUGCUAUAUUAUGGAACGCGUAUUUUGGUCUUUUGGACCAUGCAUUCAAGGGUUUAAUUAUUGCAAGCCAAUUGUCCAAGUAGAUGGCACAUUUCUCACAGGAAGAUAUCAAGGGACAUUGCUAACCGCACUAGCUCAAGAUGGGUCACGUAAUAUAUUCCUUCUGGCCUUCGCGAUAGUGGAAGGAGAAACAAAGGAGACCUUGAUAUGGUUUUUUCAACUCUUAAGGGAGCACGUUACACCACAAUCAAACCUCUGCUUGAUAACAGACAGGGGGAAAGACAUAUUGGCAGCCCUACAAUCUGAAGAAGUACAAUGGGAAGUAGAUGGAUUGCAAUCAGUAUACUGCAUACGUCAUAUUGCUUCCAAUUUCAACAAAAAUUCAAGAAUCACGAAUUGA
Molecule: messenger RNA, 1062 nt
Organism: Vigna unguiculata (cowpea)
Lineage: Eukaryota; Viridiplantae; Streptophyta; Magnoliopsida; Fabales; Fabaceae
Source: RefSeq, a predicted model, not a curated record